AAACAAAAAACAAUAAAUUUCACUUUGUUAACAAGAAAAUUUAUUUAUUUUAAGUUUUUAAUAUAAUAAACAGGAAAAGCGAUUAAAUUAAAUAAAUAAUAUUAAAAAAAAAGAUAAUUGAAAUAAAUAAACAACAUGCUUACGGCAAAAAUCGGUAAAGUAGGUAAGGUAAUGAUAUGUGGCAUGAAAGGUGUGGGCAAAACUGCUUUGUUGGAACAAUUAAUCUAUGGAAAUGUUAAUAUGGAGACAGAAAUUCAUCCUACCAUCGAAGAUAUCUAUGUGGCCAGUGUAGAUACUGGACGUGGUACUAGAGAAACUUUACGAAUCUAUGACUCAGCAGGUUUACAAGGUAAGGCCCAACUGCCUCGCCACUAUUUAUACUUUCCCGAUGGUUAUGUUUUGGUCUAUGAUCCCACCGAUCCUCAAAGUUUAGACAUGCUGGCAGAUAUCAAACAGGAUAUUGAUAAAAACAAGGAGAAAAAAGAAGUACCCAUUAUAGUUUUAGCUAAUAUGCGUGCCAGACGUAAAGAUACACCACCUUCGCCCACACAAGCGCCGUCAGCACAAAAUCAAGCUGAUCCCGUAGAACUAAUAUUAAAUCGUGCCAAUUCUUGGUGUUCACGCGAACGUAUAAAACAUUAUACGGUUAAUGCCAUGGAAAGACCUUCAUUAUAUGAGCCUUUUAUUAAUUUAUGCUCUAGACUACAUCCACCACAAACAAAAUCUUCAUUUCCUCAACUAAGACAAGUAAUGCAAAAGACUCAAAAAAUGGAGGGUUAGAGUUUGCAGCAGCUAUUCCAAAUGGACUAUUUUCCAUUGUUAUGGAAAAAAAUUAUUGUUUAUGCAAAUUUUAAUUUUAACAAAGUAUUAUCUUAUUUUUUUAUACAUAUUUAUAAAAUACUCCCUUCCCUUUGAAAUCAAGAUCAAAUUAAACGUCUUUAAAAUACAAUUUAGUUUAUUGUAUUAAUAUAUUUAUUUUAAUUAUUAAUUAUUAUUGUAAUAUUUCUUUUUAUUUCAA
Molecule: messenger RNA, 1018 nt
Organism: Lucilia cuprina (Australian sheep blowfly)
Lineage: Eukaryota; Metazoa; Arthropoda; Insecta; Diptera; Calliphoridae
Gene: kappaB-Ras
Product: NF-kappa-B inhibitor-interacting Ras-like protein
Exons: 2
Coding region: 136-780 (214 amino acids)
Biological process (GO): canonical NF-kappaB signal transduction
Molecular function (GO): GTPase activity; GTP binding
Source: RefSeq, a predicted model, not a curated record